UGGAAGUGAGCUUCCAAAUUUGAUCUAACCGUUAUCUUUAUCGUCUUCGUCAUCCACUCAAUACCUGCUACAAUGGCUGUCUACCAAAAUUUCCAAACCCUAAGACUGGACUAUCUAUCAAUCUAUUCCUCACCGUUCCAUUCCAGAAAGCCACGUCUACUCAAAAGCAGCCUUGCCGAAGUAAAGACAACACUCGUCUCUUUACAAAAGGAGACUCCUCUCAAACCCAAAACCACUUCCAAGCAACGCCCCUUCCCCGUCACUUACCUUAUAAACUCAUGCGGCCUUUCCUUAGAAUCCGCCAUUGCAGUUUCCGAGAAGGUACAGUUCCAGUCCCCUGAGAAACCCGAUUUGGUCUUAGCUCUGUUGAGAAACUACGGAUUCUCGAAAACCCAGAUCUCAAAUCUCAUCAGGAAGCGCCCGCUGCUUCUGUUAGCCCACCCCGAGAAUAUCCUUUUGCCAAAGCUCGAGUUUUUCCGGUCUAUCGGGUUGUCAAGCAGUGAGCUUGCGAGGACUCUUUCCUCCGACCCAACCCUUUUGGCACGAAGCUUAGAGAACCAAAUCAGUCCCACUUACGAGUUUCUCAAGAGUGUUUUGCUAUCCGAUGAAAAAAUCGUUUCUGCUUUAAAGCGCACUACAUGGAUCUUCCUCGAAGAUCCUUCAAAGAGUCUUAUCCCCAACACAGCUUAUUUGAAAGAAUCAGGCGUGCCCCAGAAUUGUGUUUCCCUUUUACUAACCCAUUUCCCCGAGGCCAUGAUGCAAAAGCACGAAUCCUUUUGCGAAACCGUGAGAGAGGUCAAAGAAAUGGGGUUCGAGCCGAGGAAAUCCACAUUUGUUUUAGCAGUUCACGCCCUUUCUGGGAAAGGGAACAAGUCGAUAUGGGACAAGUGUUUCGAGGUUUACAAGCGAUGGGGUUGGUCUAAAGACGAUAUUCUGUCGGCAUUUAGGAAACACCCUCAUUCCAUGAUGUUGUCGGAGAAGAAAAUCAUGAAGAGCAUGGAUUAUUUCGUUAAUGAAAUGGGGUGGCCAUCGAGAGCCAUAGCUGAAUGCCCUGUGGUCUUGUUCUUCAGCUUGGAGAAGAGGAUAAUCCCCAGGUGUUCUGUUUUCCAAAUCCUGUUGUCUAAGGGAUUGAUAAAAGAAGAUUUCAGCUUGACCACCGUGUUGCUGCCGGUCGAGAAACGAUUCUUGGAGAGGUUUGUGAGCAGAUACCAGGAGGAUGUGCCUGAAUUGUUGAGUGUGUAUCAAGGGAAGGUGAAAUCUCAGGGAUUCUGAUGUUUUAUCUUUACUUAUCAACAAUUGCUAGUAAAUAUCAAUUUACUUUGAUUGUAU
Messenger RNA from Hibiscus syriacus, 1329 nucleotides. RefSeq names its product transcription termination factor MTERF8, chloroplastic-like. The transcript has a single exon. Gene Ontology annotation, cellular component: chloroplast. Gene Ontology annotation, molecular function: double-stranded DNA binding. NCBI's taxonomy places the organism in Eukaryota, Viridiplantae, Streptophyta, Magnoliopsida, Malvales, Malvaceae. Bases 73 to 1272 code for a protein of 399 amino acids. Gene Ontology annotation, biological process: regulation of DNA-templated transcription; chloroplast organization. The record is from RefSeq and is a predicted model, not a curated record.